CAAAACAUUCCCAAGUCAAUCCUGCUUCUCCGUCUUUAUUUCCGAUUUACUGUGAAGUAAACUUUGUAGAAUGACCUGUAAAAGGCGUAACGGAGGCCGUUCCAAACACGGCAGAGGACAUGUUAAGCCAGUUCGUUGCACCAAUUGUGCUAGAUGUGUGCCUAAAGAUAAGGCCAUCAAAAAGUUUGUUAUUCGUAAUAUCGUAGAAGCUGCUGCUGUUAGGGAUAUUACUGAGGCAUCAGUAUAUGGCCAAUACGUCCUACCCAAAUUGUACGCGAAGCUUCAUUAUUGCGUGUCAUGUGCUAUUCACAGUAAAGUAGUCCGUAACAGAAGCAAAAAGGACAGGAGAAUCAGGACCCCUCCUCAAAGAAACUUCCCUGGUCGUGACAACAACAGAGCUCAGCCUCAACCAAGAAAGUAAUAUGAUUUAUGUUACUUAUCCUGUUUAUUUUAUAAUUAAACUAUAAAUAUAAAUAACAAACAAUCUUU
Anoplophora glabripennis (Asian longhorned beetle) is the source of this 489-nucleotide messenger RNA. It is a transcript of the gene RpS26, whose product is annotated as 40S ribosomal protein S26. Gene Ontology annotation, biological process: translation. Lineage: Eukaryota; Metazoa; Arthropoda; Insecta; Coleoptera; Cerambycidae. Gene Ontology annotation, cellular component: ribosome; cytosolic small ribosomal subunit. The coding region runs from base 71 to 421 and encodes 116 amino acids. The transcript has 3 exons. The record is from RefSeq and is a predicted model, not a curated record. Gene Ontology annotation, molecular function: mRNA binding; structural constituent of ribosome.